CAGAAACGACACAAAAUCCAUUUUGUAUUUACUUGAACCAAUCAGUUUUGUUGCUUUAAAAACAAUAGUCGCAAUAAUUUAACCCACAAAUCAUUUAUAUUUCCAACUGAUUAGUCUUUCAUAAAGCAAAACCAAAUUUUGAUUUAAUUUCAGUUUCAUCAAACCAGUUGUCAAUCCUGUUCAGAGUUUGAUGCAAAUCAUUAAAUGAUCACACAAACCAUAACAAAGUGAUAAUGAAAAGAAGCCACCAAACUGCGAUUGUUCCCGGUGAUGUCUUUUAUCAAAUCAUGUUCAUCACUCUCAUCAUAACCUGUCUUCAAUUAACUUCACAUUUAUCACUUUCCCAACCAAUUGCCAUUGAAAUUAAUACCAAUAAUCAAAGCGAAACUGAAUCAGUUGCUCUAGCUGCCAAUGAAACAGCUAAUUCAACAACACCAGUUCAAUCAAAUGAAUUGUCAUCCACAUCAACACCAAUACCAACAUCAACCUCAACUUUACCGCCGCCAUUACCAACACCUUUGCCAUCAAAAAGUUACCCAAAACUGUACUCUGGUUUGGCCCAUCUGACAAUGGACAACUUCUUACAGGCAAAAGCGGCCAAUCUUGGAAGGACCAAAAGAAUGAAACGGAGCAGACCUAACAUGGUUAAACAGGACUCAUCAUCACCAUUCUCGUUGAUUAAAUUGCUCUUAACCAGCCAUUUGAAUCCACCAAAUGACUAUCCAAUGAGCUACUCGCUAACAAACAGACCAUCAACCGGACAAUUUGGAUCCGUCUUUUCAAACAACUUGGACGAUUCAUUGUAUGACAAGAAUGAGUUUCCAAUCUCGUUUAGCAAUAAUAUCAAUACUGGACAUUCACGAUUCAUUCAAGAGCCAUUGGCAUCGUUUUAUCCUGGAACAAAUGAUUUGGAUUUGAUUGAAUUGGGUGGAGGAGAUGAUACUUUUGAUGGUCCAAGUGAUGAUUGGAACAAUCAAGCAACAGCCAGAUUAAUCAACCCAAUUGAUACAGACCUUGCUGAUGGUGAUGUUAAUGGAUACUCGAUGGACCCAUUUAUACCAAUAAGAUCAAUGAGACGAUCAAUUUUACCCUUUGAUUUGAAAUCUCAAUCAGAAAUGAUCAAACCAAUUGCAAUGAAGAGGAAAAGACGAUUAACUGGACUAUAUCCAUUGAAUGGAGUUGAAAGGUCACCUGUUUUGGGUUCAUCAUUGUUUGAUAAGAAUCGUUAUCGAAUACAGCAUCGAUUAAAUGGCGAUCAGUUUGAUUGAAUCAUAUCUUCAUCUGAUUAACUGUUACUAACUGAGUAUUCCAAAUUUUACAAGUUUAAAGUAAUUUAUUAUUUCCAUUUAUAAGUAACUCGGCAAUUAGUAACAGAAUCAAGUCUUUUUAAUCGCAUAGCUGGAAUCAUAACUAAUCAUUGAAAAGUUAAAUAAUAUGAGAAAUUAGCUCUCGAUUCAUCGUAACUUGUUAAUUACCAAAUUUGUGGUUACAAACCCAUUGUAAUUGUUACAUUAAGUCCUCAUUCAAUGGUUUGAAUAGCAUUGAUGUAUGAUUGGCUUUGUUAUUCGUACAAUAAUUAGCACCAAAUUAUUACAUCAAUUUAAUUGAUUGGGAAAAAGAUCUGUUAAUGAAAAUACAAAAUAUAGACAGUAAAUUCAUACAAAUGCACCAAUGUCAACCCAAAUAAUACAUCAACAUUCAAAAUGGGAGCACAAUUGUUCACAAAUACUUACUCUUUGUUAAAUAAAAGAAACAAAUCAUAUUGAUUAAUUAAAA
Tetranychus urticae (two-spotted spider mite) is the source of this 1776-nucleotide messenger RNA. RefSeq lists its product as uncharacterized. The record is from RefSeq and is a predicted model, not a curated record. NCBI's taxonomy places the organism in Eukaryota, Metazoa, Arthropoda, Arachnida, Trombidiformes, Tetranychidae.